AUGCUCGUCUGGGCUGCUUUUGUGACGAGUCUCCUCGGUGUAGCCGUAGCUGCUCCGCAAGUCAAGCUGGGGAAAACGACGCUAAUAGGGAGAGACAUCACUCUCUUGGGACUUGAUUUCUUUGGCGGUAUUCCGUUCGCCGAGCCCCCUCUCGGACAGCUACGGCUUAAACCGCCUGUCUUAAAAACGCACCUCAACGGCUCGACCUUCGACGCAAGUGACUUCGGCAAAGGUUGCCUUCAGCCGGGCGGAGAUGUGACUACCUUCUCAGAAGACUGUUUGACAAUCAACGUCUACAGGCCCAGAGAUACCCCUGCGAACGUGAAACUACCUGUUCUGUUCUGGACAUAUGGCGGUGGAUUCCAAGCUGGACAAUCUUCUAUUUAUAACGGAAGCGCCAUCGUAGCGCAGAGUGUGGCCCGUGGCACACCAGUCAUUUACGUUAGCUUUAAUUACCGUCUCGGACCACUCGGUUUUCCUCAAGGCCAAGAAUCUGAAACACGCAGUGCUUUGAACCUCGCCCUCAAGGAUCAACUGGCAGCCUUGGAAUGGGUCCAAGCAAACAUCGGAACGUUUGGUGGGGAUAAGAAGAAGGUCACAAUCUUCGGACAAAGCGCUGGGGCUGUCAUGACAGCAGUUCUAUUUCUCAAUUCACCCAUCGAGAAACUUGCACGCGCAGCAAUCUUCGAGUCGGGUUCGGCGGCAACCCCAGUCGAGUUGACGGCUGCUCAGCGUCAAACAGACUGGCAGAACUUCGUGGCCGGUGUUCCGUCAUGCGCUUCGCUGGCCACAUCUCGAAACACCUACGAUUGCUUGAAGAAGGCUAACUCGAGCGACAUACGCUUGGGGUUGCUCAACGGCAUCGCCAAAGCUGACGAGCUAUUCGCGUUCGUGCCGACCAUCGAUGGUCCUCGUGGAUUGCUUCCUGGUCUCGUUUCGCAGUCAUAUGCUAGAGGACGUUUUGCCCGCCUCCCUUUUAUUGCUGGGACUAAUCUGGAUGAAGGUACCAUUUUUACUUCAACCACCGGAUUAACAGAAGACGCCCUUCGCGCGAAAAUUAUUGCUAGCCUUUCUCCGCCUUUGGUGUCGUUUGCCGUUCUUAAGAACACAGCAAACGAAUUGCUGGAACUGUACCCAGACGACCCUGCACUUGGUUCUCCUUUCAACACUGGUAACGAGACUUUCGGUCUUCCGUCUGGGUUUAAGCGCGAGUCCGCUCUCAUGGGAGAUAUCGGCUUCGUGUCUCAGUGGAGGAGUUGGAUACAGACUGCUAGCCGUGCCGGAGUCAAAACUUUCGGGUACUUGUUUACCCAACCCCAACCUUUCAGAGCGCCUGAGGAAGGAGUUUGCCAUAGUUGCGAAGUUCUCUAUGUAUUCGGAGCUCCAAGGGAUAGAUCCGCUUCGUCCCUUCGCCUUAGCAGUCUCAUGAUUGACUACUGGGUGUCUUUCGCCACAAGUCUCGAUCCUAAUGACGGGCGUGGUAACCCUCGCCCGAACUGGCCUCAAUAUACGCCAGCCAACAAGGUCCUCAUCCAGCUGAACGGCGAUAACACCACUGUCAUCCCUGACGACUUCCGUAAGGAGCAGAUCGACUACAUCAACUCCAACCCCACGGUUUUCCACCACCGGCGUGCGUUAUAUGCUCGUAGGAACCAGUAUUAA
This is a messenger RNA of Cyclocybe aegerita, 1662 nucleotides long. Lineage: Eukaryota; Fungi; Basidiomycota; Agaricomycetes; Agaricales; Hemipholiotaceae. The record is from the annotation of a GenBank genome assembly.